Physeter macrocephalus (sperm whale) is the source of this 1455-nucleotide messenger RNA. RefSeq names its product TEX13 family member D (gene TEX13D). NCBI's taxonomy places the organism in Eukaryota, Metazoa, Chordata, Mammalia, Artiodactyla, Physeteridae. Gene Ontology annotation, molecular function: mRNA binding. The record is from RefSeq and is a predicted model, not a curated record.
AUGGCCGUGGACUUUGGGGACCAUGCCAGCGGGUUCCGCCACAACGAGGUGAUCAGAUUCAUCAACAAUGAAGUCCUCAUGAACGGGGGCGGCCCCGAUUUCUACGUGGCCUUCUCCUCGCGGCCCUGGAAUGAGGUAGAGGAUGUGCUGCGCGUCGUCGUCGCUGACCCGCAGGUGCCGUGCACCCUCAAGAGGGCCUGUGCCUGGAGCGCGCUGGCCUUGAGCGUGCGUGUGGGCGCGAGGCAGCAGGAGCAGCAGGCGCGCUGGGUUCGGUGGCUCCAGGAGAAGGUAGAGGAACGCGAGGCGGCUUCCUGGGCCCUCUCCGCCGAGCUGCGGCGCCUGCGCGAGGAGCGCGAGGAGGCAGCAGUGCACCUACGAUGCACGCGGGCUGCCUUGCAGCAGGCGCUGAAACAGCGCGAUGUGCUUUGUGGGCGGCUUCUCCAGGUCUAGAGGUCGGCACAGGUCACCCCACUGGCCCAAGAGUUGGUGCCUGGGCCUCGAGCCGAGCAACUUGGGGCUGCAGAGUGGCCCGUGAGCACAGAGCAGCAGAGAGAUGUGGUAGCCAUGGGGGAGCAUGACAGGCUGUAUUUCAAGGGCCAGAUGCCAGCCCCGACAGAUGUCCUUUAUGUGCCGGGACCCCCGAGUCCCUGGGCCCAGGCCGUGCAACCCCCUCUGCCAAUGCUGAUGCCAUACCCAUUUCCAUUCCAUGCACCAUUCCCGAUGGGAUUCCCAUUCUUGCCACCUGUACCACCAGCAGUAGUCAUGGAAACAGAAGCUGGAGUCGUCCCAUUUCAGGUGCCUCCUCUGAUCUAUCCACCUGGCCCGUGGGCUGCAAUGGGCUUUCAGGGGGAGAUGGCCCCACUGUGGAACCAGAGGAGCUACAGCCAGGGGGAAGGUCCUGAGAUCCUGCAGGGUACAGUCCCCUUAGGGGAUAUCAGAAGUCUUAACCAGGAAGAAGGUCCAGAGAGGUCCGAGGGAAUGGUCACUCUUGGGGAUAGUUGGAGCCACAGCCAGGAAGAAGGCCUAGAGAGCCCCCAGGGGAUGGUCCCUCUGGGGGCCAAUGGGAGCUACAGCCAGGAAGACGUUCCCAAAAGGUCCCAGGGGGGUGUUCCCCUGGGGGGGUCAGCAGAAGCCAGAGCCAGGAAGGAGGAGACACGCCAGGAAGGAGGUCCAGAGAGGCCUCAGGCAACCGCGCAGGGGGACAGCUGGAGCCCUAGUGGGAGAGAAAACCCAAAGAAGCAACAGCCUCAGGGGCAGAAGACCAAGCGGCCAAAAGGGAAAAAAGCCUCAGAAUCACACCACCAGGAGAAGGCUGCCUCAGGCUGCAGUUCAGUGAAUUGGGAGUGCCUGUGGUGUAAAGCAAUGAAUUUUCCAUGGCGCAAGGCCUGCUAUGAAUGCACGAAAGUCUGCAUGGCAGUUGAGAGUGAAGGCCGGGACCCAGGACAAACCCACUGA